AUGAGCUCUUCACCUUCCGGACACAUCAUGAACUUACUUGAUCUCCCAGCAGAAAUUUUCGCUGCUAUCAUACACAACUACCUGCAUGAUUACCUGUACAAUGGCCGCGGAUGGGCUGUGGCAGUUCGCGCACGAUAUGUCUGCAAAGCCUUUGCGGUCGCCAUACACGACGAUAUGUUUGGUCGAUACUCCGCAAGUUUCUACUGCAGCUUCAGUGACGACCGCAAGCAGCGUCUACUCGCACCAAAUAUGUACACUGUCCUCUCCAAGAUGGGCCCCACCCGCUGCCGCUCGACGUACAUUCUUGAUCACAUGGAAGCCACGGUCAAUUUUCUCAUGGAAUUCUCAUAUUAUCAAUCGCAAGCGCAGCGCGAACGCUACCGCCUGGCCCUCUGUAACGCCAUGUCAGCGGCACUCUCGGUAGACGACAUUCUCGCAUAUCUCUGCCAGGGACCAUUCGAUGACUCGGUCAAGGUCAGGAAGAAUAUGGGACGCGCAGAUACAGUGGGAAUGCUCGCUGCUGCCGCUGCUGUCAAUAGUGAACCUGCCCUUCGUUUCCUUGUUGGCAAGGUAUGCGACGUAGGUCUAUGUAGCGAGCUGUACGGCACGCCGCUUACCGCCGCCGCGGUCAAUGGGCAUCUUUACUCCGCUUCUUUCGUUUAUGAGCGUAUGGAAAAACGCUUCUACAAGCGCAAACAACUGCACAACGCGAUCAACGCGUGCAUGUUCGAGCAACGUACUACUAUACUUCCUACACUCAUGUCCUGGUACCUGAAGUAUUGCUACUCUGGAAGAUUGAUCAGGGAAGCAAAGCGAGGCUGGAUCGACUGGGCAGUUCGAAAUGGUGAAAUGGACGUACUACGAUUCAGUUACUAUCCCGAGGAUGCAAUCAAUUACAUACGCCGACUGGAGCCAACGCCCUUCCACUCAGCCUGUCGAUACGGCCACGCGUACAUCAUUCAGUACCUGCUCCAAGCUGAUCCCACCUUGAGAUGCGCAAUUCGUAAUCAUGAAAAGGGUUAUAUCGGCUCUAACGAACUAUGGCAGGGUCUUACAGUGGCGGUGGAGAAUGGCUGGCUUGUGGCUACCAGACUGCUCAUCCGCAGUGGUGUACAGAUCAAACCAGGGAAGGAAAACUACGUCUCAUCUACGCCAGUGCUGUGGUAUGCACUCAAGGGAGGACAUAUCGAUAUGGUGGUGCUAUUGCUGGCUUAUGGUGCUGUGGUGCCGAAGAGAAGCUCUGAGCGCAAUGGCAUUUGGAAUAUGGCUGCGAACCACAGUGUGAAGACGGCAAGACUGCUUCAGGACAUCUGGGAUGAGCAAGAAAGAUGUAAGUGA
Molecule: messenger RNA, 1338 nt
Organism: Alternaria viburni
Lineage: Eukaryota; Fungi; Ascomycota; Dothideomycetes; Pleosporales; Pleosporaceae
Exons: 1
Coding region: 1-1338 (445 amino acids)
Molecular function (GO): protein binding
Source: RefSeq, a predicted model, not a curated record